This is a messenger RNA of Zasmidium cellare ATCC 36951, 1284 nucleotides long. RefSeq lists its product as uncharacterized. Bases 1 to 1284 code for a protein of 427 amino acids. Gene Ontology annotation, molecular function: heme binding; oxidoreductase activity, acting on paired donors, with incorporation or reduction of molecular oxygen; iron ion binding. The transcript is spliced from 5 exons. NCBI's taxonomy places the organism in Eukaryota, Fungi, Ascomycota, Dothideomycetes, Mycosphaerellales, Mycosphaerellaceae. The record is from RefSeq and is a predicted model, not a curated record.
AUGGUUGGAAGCGUCAGUCCUGCGGUUGUUUUCUUGACAUUCACUCCAUUGAUUUACAUAAUUGGCCAUCUGGUCUAUGCCUUGUAUCUGUCCCCGUAUGGCAGGUUUCCAGGUCCCUUCUGGGCUAAACUGACUCCGCUGUGGCUCACACUGCAAUGUCGUCGACUCCAUCGAUCGGAGGUGGUAUCAAACCUGCACAAGAAAUGUGGCGACGCCGUCCGCAUUGGACCAAGACACAUCUCUAUUGUACAUCCUGUGGCUAUGACUGAAGUGUACGGUCAUCGUGCAGGUUUGGUCAAUUCGCCCUUCUACGAUGCGCGGGGCGGAAAUGGCUCAAUCCCAGCCUUCUCAUCUCGUGCUUUGAGUGCUUUCGAGCCACAUAUGAAUCACAACAUUCUUGCCUUCAAGAAUCGUUUGCAAGCCUUGUCCAUGAAUGCUGCAUCUAGUGUGAACAUGGUCGUGGAGACUGACUACCUCGCCUUUGAUGUUAUUGGCGAUUUCGCGUGUGGACAGCCUUUUGGAUUCCUGAAAAAGGGCUAUGGCCCUUUCGGCCUGGUCUCAAUCAUCGACCGACGAGGCGAGGUGUUAAAUGCUCUUGGAACUAUGCAACUUGCACUUCGGCCAUGGAUGAAUUAUUUCUAUGUUGAUGGAUUCUGGCCCUCUGGUCUACGUGCUCGCUCCGGACUCGAACAUUUUGGACGCCAAGCAUUCCAGCGUCGACAGCAGGAAAAGUCAGGUCGAAGCGACCUGUUGACGUACUUGCUCGCCUCCGUGAAUGCCAGGGACAGACAAUCAAUUCCCGAGGAGGAAGUCAUUGCUGAGGCUAUCAGCUUCAUCGUGGGUGGAAGCGAUACUACAAGCAGCACAAUGGCAACAUUCUUUGAUAACGUUGCCAGGGACCAGAAGAUGCAGCGCAGGUUGCAGGACGAGCUGGAUGAAGUGUUUGUACAGCCACUUGAUGAUAAUUGGGUAGCGCCAGAUGCAAAAGUCAGCAAACUUGUGCUGUUGCAAGCAGCGCUACGCGAAGCGAUGCGAGUACGGCCAACAAGCUCAACGGGCUUGGAGAGGCUCGUGGGCAAAGGUGGAAAACGGAUUGCUGGCCUUUGGCUGCCUGAAUAUACAAUAGUCAGUGUUCCAACGUACGAUACCAUGCACGACGCGGCAAUAUUUCCAAAUCCAUCAGAAUUCGACAUGGAUCGCUGGCUUCACCCCGAGUCUGGUCAGCUUCUCGAGCACUUUGUUCCGUUCUCGACGGGACAUCGUGCAUGCAUUGGAAGAAAGUAA